ACUCACUAAAGCAACAACAAAAAAAAAAAAACUGACAUGGACCAAAAAAACUUUUUCCGGUUGAUUUUUCUCAUAGUCACAGCUGGUUUCAUCAUCUCUUUCACUUCCACUAACUUCCCUCACGCGCCGACGAGGCUUCUUAAUUGCACCGACUCUUCUUCUUCACCUCUUUGCGCUUCUAGAAACUUUCUGUUGAACAAACAACAACCAAGACCCAACAAUCCUAAACCAAAGACCAAAAACCAUGAUCACGUCUCCGAUACACCAAACCAUCCUCUAGACCCACUCACGGUGGUGGAGAUUAACAAAGUCCGAUCAAUACUCUCCUCUCACGCGCUAUUCACCUCCGGUACACCACACGCGCUCCACACCGUCGUUCUUGAAGAGCCUGACAAGAAUCUUGUACGUCACUGGGAAAAAGGUAACCCACUUCCUCCGAGGAAAGCUUCAGUCAUCGCACGUGUUGGCCCCGACACGCACGUGCUCACCGUUGAUAUCUCUACUGGUCGGGUAGAUUCAGAGAAUAGCCCGGUUAGGGUUUCGGGUUACCCGAUGAUGACUAUCGAGGAGAUGAACGCUAUGACUGUUGCACCGUUCGCAAACGCAGAUUUCAACCGUACGAUCAUCUCUCGUGGAAUUAAUCUAACGGACGUGAUUUGUUUCCCAAUCUCUUGUGGUUGGUUUGGUAAUAAAGAAGAAAACGCGAGGGUUAUUAAAAGUCAGUGUUUCUUAACACAAGGAACACCAAACUUCUACAUGCGUCCUAUCGAAGGUUUAACCAUCCUUGUCGAUUUAGAUACAAAACAAGUGAUCGAGAUAUCCGAUACGGGUCGGGCUAUACCCAUACCCGGUUCAACAAAUACUGAUUACCGCUUCGGAAAGCUAGCAACCACCGACAAAACCCGACUUCUAAACCCCAUAUCCAUCGAGCAGCCACGUGGUCCAAGCUUCGUAAUCGAAGACAACCAUCUAGUGAAAUGGGCAAAUUGGGAAUUUCAUCUAAAACCUGACCCGAGAGCAGGUGUGGUUAUAUCACGGGUCAGAGUACACGACCCGGAUACUCAAGAGACACGUGACGUGAUGUACAAAGGGUUUGUGUCGGAGCUUUUUGUUCCGUACAUGGAUCCAUCGGACGCGUGGUACUUCAAGACUUACAUGGACGCAGGCGAGUACGGUUUUGGGUUACAAGCAAUGCCACUUGUACCACUUAAUGAUUGUCCACGAAACGCAGCGUAUAUGGACGGAGUUUUCGCGGCGGCCGAUGGAACACCGUUCGUGAGAGAAAACAUGGUUUGUAUCUUUGAGAGUUACGCCGGAGAUAUUGGGUGGCGUCACUCCGAAAGUCCCAUCACCGGUAUACCGAUAAGGGAAGUGAGACCAAAAGUGACGCUAGUGGUACGAAUGGCAGCUUCGGUAGGUAACUAUGAUUACAUCAUUGAUUACGAGUUCCAAACUGAUGGGCUUAUAAAAGCUAAGGUUGGGCUUAGUGGAAUACUAAUGGUGAAAGGGACAACAUAUCAAAACAAGAACCAAGUGGAGAAAGACAGAGAAGGUAAUGAAGAAGAGCUUCACGGCACGCUUCUGUCUGAAAAUGUAAUCGGAGUAAUUCACGAUCACUACGUCACUUUUUACCUUGAUCUCGACGUCGAUGGCCCGGACAAUUCAUUUGUUAAAGUGAACCUCAAGAGGCAAGAGACCGAGCCAGGUGAGUCGCCAAGGAAAAGUUACCUGAAAGCUGUUAGGAACAUUGCGAAAACCGAAAAAGAUGGUCAGAUCAAGCUAAGCUUGUAUGAUCCAUCGGAAUUCCACGUCAUCAACUCUGGUAAAACCACUCGGGUUGGGAACCCAACGGGUUAUAAGGUCGUUCCUAGAACUACGGCAGCUAGUCUACUUGACCAUGAUGAUCCACCGCAGAAGAGAGGAGCUUUUACUAAUAACCAAAUUUGGGUUACUCCAUACAAUAAGUCCGAGCAAUGGGCUGGUGGUUUGUUCACUUACCAAAGCCAUGGUGAUGAUACUCUUGCAGUUUGGUCAGAAAGGGAUAGAGACAUAGAGAACAAGGACAUAGUUGUGUGGUACACACUUGGCUUCCAUCACAUUCCAUGUCAAGAAGAUUUUCCGAUAAUGCCCACGGUUUCUUCGAGUUUCGAUUUGAAGCCCGUUAAUUUUUUCGAGCGCAAUCCAAUCCUUAGGGCCGCUCCAAACUUUGAACAUGACCUCCCAGUUUGUGGAGUUCAAUCUGUUUCUGCUUGAGAAGAGUGGAGUACGAAAUAAAGAAAUAGCCACUUUUGGAUCUUCCAUAAUUUGUGAUACUCUUAAGGUACACAAUGUAGUUUGUGGCCUUAAAACGGGUACUUAGAUGUAUAAAUGUAAAUGCUUUUGUAUAUGUGUAUAAACGCGAGUCCAUACAUGUGGAUUAUGUAUGAGUAUAACUCUUUUCGAAAAUAAGAACUUAUAUCUUAU
Messenger RNA from Arabidopsis arenosa, 2463 nucleotides. The record is from the annotation of a GenBank genome assembly. Lineage: Eukaryota; Viridiplantae; Streptophyta; Magnoliopsida; Brassicales; Brassicaceae.